Messenger RNA from Didymodactylos carnosus, 3210 nucleotides. The record is from the annotation of a GenBank genome assembly. Lineage: Eukaryota; Metazoa; Rotifera; Eurotatoria; Philodinida; Philodinidae.
AUGGCUAACGUUAUUGAUAUUGAACGAUUUAAACUUUAUACGGCUGAAUGUAGCGCCCGGGUUGCAAUAUCAUUGGUAGUGAAUGAUAUUAAAUUAAUUGCAUCGGGCGUAAAUAUUAAUAAUAACAACAACAAUGAACAACAAUCAUUAUUUAACACAGAAAAUAAAAUUGAUAAAAAACCAACAACAACAACAAAAACAAGACAAAAUGAGGAGCUGAUAUUAACAACAACAUCAACAAUAACAUCGACAACAACACAAAAAGAAUUAAACGAUACGACAACUAUUUUAACUUCUUUACUAUUGACAAUUAUGCCACCAUCAACAUUUUCGUACAAUAUUCAUAAUAAUGAUCAACAUCAAGAAUUAAUUGAAUCAAUAUUAACUGAACAAACAAUUAUGACUAAUAAUGAAGAAAAAUUGGCUCAUUCACAAAGUGAAUUAUUUGUUAUACCCAUUAUUAGUGAUGAAAAUGCCAAUGAUUGUACAGAAUGUGAUUUAGAUUAUUGUCUAGAAAAUAUUCACUAUAAUAAAAAUUGUACAAAAUUAAUUCGUGAUCAAUGUAAUUGUUGUACCGUUUGUUUGAGAUAUAUCGAUGAAACAUGUGGAGGAAAAUUAAAUGUACGUGGUAUUUGCGAUAAUGGACUCAAUUGUGAAAAUAUUAAUGUGAAUAAUAAUAAACGAUCAACGGAACAAAUUGGAAAAUGUGUUAAAAGUAUUGAUUGUUCAAAUGUAGAUUGUGGAAAUUUAACAGUAGCAACAUUGAAUAUAUGUCCAUCUGAUAGUUAUCUUGUUACAAAUUUAUCAACAUCCACAAAUAAUUCAACAUGUUGCUCUUUGCCUGGUCAUUGUCAAUGUUCCCCAUGUGCACGAACAAUAUGUGGUGAAGGUUCAAAUAUACAAAUAUUUCGAACUGGAACAAAAUUACCAGGAAAUUGUUGUGAUCAAUUUCAUUGUAUAAAGAAUACAAAAACAUGUCAUCAUAAUAAAAAGAUAUAUCAAGAAAAUGAGACAUGGACUAUUGAUCAUUGUACGACAUGUAAAUGUCGUGGUGGUCUUGUCGAUUGUAAUAUGGUACAAUGUCCAGCAAAUCCACAUUGUGGAUAUAUGUACAAACCAGAAACAGAAUGUUGUCCAAAAUGUGCUGGUUGUUUAAGUGAUACAUUACAUAUUCAAGAAAUUAAUUCAACAUGGAUUGAAUCAAAUGGUUGUAUAAAAUGUUUUUGUGAAAAUGGUUGGUCUCGAUGUUUUGUUGAAGGUUGUAUAGCACCACCUUGUGAAAAUCCACGACAAAUAGCCAAUGUUUGUUGUCCUAUAUGUGAUGAUCCACCCGAAUAUCAUCGUUUAAUUGAUCAAGUACAUCAUAAAAAUCCACAUAAAUGUCCGCUAUUAACAGCCGAUUGUAAAUUAGAAUGUGAACAUGGUUUAUCGAAAGAUGAACGUGGAUGUUUGACAUGUCAAUGUUUAAUGAUGACUUGUCCAUCAUUUUGUAUUCUAAAAUAUAAAACACAACAUCAACAAUAUUGUCAAUGUAAUCCAACAUCACCUUUCUCACUCGUACAACAUUCACCACUCUAUAAUUGUACAAAAUUUAAUUGUGAUAAAAAUUGUCCAUAUAAUUAUAGUGUUAAUCAACAAACAGGCUGUCCCUAUUGUGAAUGUAAUCCAUGUCCCAUCUUAUCGUGUACAAAAAAUUGUACUUACGGAUUAAGAAAGAAUGAAGUUGGAUGUCCCAUUUGUGUCUGUGAAAGCAAUUCAAAAGACGAUUUGAAUAAUGCACUUUUAAAUGGAAAUGGUGAUAUUGAUUGGCCACGACAGUGUCAAUCCGGCCAAUAUUCUUAUUCAAAUGGUGAAAUAUGGUUUGAUGGAUGUCGACAAUGUCUCUGUCAUAAAGGAGAACACUAUUGUGCACUUAUCUCAUGUCCAGUACCAAAAUGUUUAAAUCCAAUAUUAUUACCUAACAGAUGUUGUCCAUCGUGUCCAGGCUCUCAAAAUUAUAUUGAACCAGCUACAAGUCAAGUAUGUUAUCAAGGUGUUAAUUCAGCUUAUGUUAGCGGUGAAGAAUUAGAAUUUGAUAAAUGUACAAAAUGUGUGUGUCUCAAUGGAGUCGCAUUUUGUAGUGUUGCAUUUUGUCCACCAUUACGUUGUUCAAAUCCAAUAUAUAAUUCAAGUUUAUGUUGUCCAGUGUGUCCACCAUCUUCAUCGGCAAAAUAUCUUAUACCGUAUGAUGUAAAUAUAAGUGGACCAAGUGAAAUAUGUUUACUAGAUAAUGGUUUAGAAAAAAAUGAAGGUGAACUAUGGAAACCGAAUGAUUGUGAAUCAUGUAUAUGUUAUCGUGGUAAAGUUGAAUGUUUUUCACAAACAUGUCCCGUAUUGUUAACAUGUCCAAAUCCAGUAUUAAAAAAGGGACAAUGUUGCCCCUAUUGUAUACAACAAAAAAAAAUGUCUGUAUGCGUAUUUAAUUAUAUACAAUAUAGAUCAGGUGAACAUUGGAAUGUAAGUGAUUGUCAUCGUUGUGAAUGUUCAUUUGGCACCAUUGUUUGUCAUCAACAUAAAUGUCCAGCACAUACAUGUGUCUAUACAGUUACAUUACCAGGAAAUUGUUGUCCAAUAUGUCGUGAUCAGUUACCAUCCUAUGGACAACAACAAAAAAUUCCAGUUACGAAUUCUUCAAUUGAAAUCACCAUAAUACUUGGCGUAUUUGCUGCAUUAAUUAUCAUCCUUGUUGUUAUUGUCACUAUAUUAAUCAUAAUUAUUCUUCGACGUAACACUCCCACAUCUUCAAAUGAUAAUCAUCAUGCACAUGUAAAUGGUGUUGUAGGAAAUGGUAUAUAUGGUGGAAGUGGUAAUAUUCGUGAACAUAUUUCCACAACACAUACAGCCAGUUCUAAUAUAUCCAAAGGAUCAUCAAAUGAUACUUACUCUUAUGUAAAGUAUGAUUUAAUUUCAAAACAAACUUUGACAACUUCAAAUCAAUUAUUAAUGGAUCAUGAUUCCCAUCAUCAACAACCAAUUACUGAUUCAUCAAUAUCGGGUCAAUUGACAGAAACAGAACCACUGACCGAAGGUAUAUGUGGUGAAAAUGAAGAAGAUCUUCAAGAACAAUGUUUUAUUGAACGAUCAUCGUAUAGUCGAAGUGAUGAUCAAGAUGAUAAUGAUUCAAAUGAUCAACAACAAACAUUGGGAGCACCAACCAUUAUUUAUAUAUGA